Molecule: messenger RNA, 795 nt
Organism: Desarmillaria tabescens
Lineage: Eukaryota; Fungi; Basidiomycota; Agaricomycetes; Agaricales; Physalacriaceae
Product: PUA-like domain-containing protein
Exons: 7
Coding region: 52-549 (165 amino acids)
Biological process (GO): ribosome assembly; ribosomal large subunit biogenesis
Cellular component (GO): preribosome, large subunit precursor; nucleolus; nucleus
Molecular function (GO): RNA binding
Source: RefSeq, a predicted model, not a curated record
CUUAUAUUUUACCAGCUCGAGCUGCCGUUAGAAAAAAGUGAAAUCGACGCCAUGCGACCCCUCACUGAAGACGAAUCCAAAACCCUCUUCACCAAACUCGCCAACUACAUUGGAAAGAACCUUAUUCACCUCAUCGACCGAAAGGACGAACCAUACUGCUUUAGACUGCAUAAAGACCGAGUCUUUUAUGUUUCGGAAUCAUCUAUGCGUCUGGGAUCGUCAAUUGCACGCCCGAAUCUCUUCAAGCUGCACAUAUCAUCACUGGAUUACAUCGCUCAGUACGCCAAAUACAAGGUGUGGAUAAAACCCAACGGCGAAAUGCCGUUCUUGUACGGAAACCAUGUGGUGAAAGCACAUCUUGGACGAAUAACAGAAGAUACGCCGGAACAUCAGGGAGUGGUCGUGUUCAGCAUGAAUGAUGUACCAUUAGGUUUUGGUGUGACGGCACGGUCAACGGUUGACACCCGUAAAAUGGAUCCAACGUCUAUCAUUGUGUUUCAUCAGGCUGAUGUCGGUGAAUAUCUACGUGAUGAGGACACGCUAUUUUAACCGAGCAUUGUCCUCUUUGGUUUUAUAUCUCCGUCGAAUGCUGUCAUUGUUCCUCAUUUGUACUAUUCUAUCUUUACUUCCGGGUUUGAAGUGUUUUAAGGCUAUGGUGUCCCCGUACAGCUCUCUCAGCGAUUAUUCUUCGUGUUAUAGGAAUAUACUCUGAUUGCUCAUACUACCAAAGUCUGGCUUAACUUUUCAGAAAAAUGGGACAUUAUCUUUGUGUACAGGCAAGCGAGUCAAUUCCAA